AUGGUUCCUGUGCUGGACAAUAUGACCCCUGCUCCUCCGACACAGAACUGCUCCAACUGCAGCCAGGCUUUGGUGCCAGAGCUCAAUGUGGUCAAAGCUGUGGUUUUAGGCCCUGUGCUCAGUGUCCUUAUUGUUUUUGGAGUUGUUGGAAACAUCCUGGUGAUCCUUUCUGUUGUGUGUCAUCGACACUUACGGACUGUUACACAUUAUUUCAUAGUUAAUUUGGCAGUGGCAGACUUGCUGAUAAGCUCCACUGUACUACCUUUCUCUGCCAUUUUGGAGAUUGUGGACCGCUGGAUGUUUGGACGGGUUUUUUGCAAUGUUUGGGCAGCUGUGGACGUGUGCUGCUGCACUGCUUCCAUCAUGAGCCUCUGUGUGAUCUCUGUUGACCGCUACAUUGGAGUCAGUUACCCUCUGCGAUACCCUACUAUAAUGACAAAACGCAGGGCGCUGCUGGCAGUGUUGCUGCUCUGGGUCCUGUCCAUCAUCAUAUCUAUCGGACCGCUGUUUGGCUGGAAAGAGCCGGCGCCUGAGGACGAGUCAAUCUGCAAGAUCACAGAGGAGCCGGGCUACGCCAUCUUCUCAGCUGUGGGCUCCUUCUACCUCCCCCUGGCCAUCAUACUGGUCAUGUACUGUCGGGUUUAUGUGGUUGCUCACAGGGAGAGCCAGGGCCUGAGGGAGGGCCAAAAGACAGAGAAGGCAGAUUCAGAACAUGUAAUACUCAGAAUACACAGAGGAAACACGACCGUGUCAGAGGACGAGGCCCUUCGCUGUCGCACACAUUUUGCCCUGAGACUUCUUAAGUUCUCCAGAGAGAAGAAGGCCGCCAAGACCCUGGGCAUCGUGGUUGGCUGCUUCGUGUUGUGCUGGCUGCCCUUUUUCCUGGUGCUACCCAUUGGCUCCUUGUUUCCGGCAUACAGACCCUCAGACACGGUCUUCAAGAUCACCUUCUGGCUCGGUUACUUCAACAGCUGCAUUAACCCCAUCAUCUACCCGUGCUCCAACCAGGAGUUUAAGAAAGCCUUCCAGAGUUUACUGGGAGUCCACUGUCUGAGAAUAACUCCCAGAUCACAGCAUCAUCAUCUGAGUGCAGGUCAAGGUCAAACACAGGGUCAGAGUCAGUCUCUCUCUCUGGGCCUGGACAGCAGAGGGGCUACAUGUCGUCUCAGCCCCUCCUCCUCUAUGGCUCUGUCCAGAUCCCCAUCCUCCAGGGACAGCAGGGAGUGGAGGGUCUUUUCCGGAGGACACACGGGAGGGUCCGGACCGUCUGAGACAAGCAGGGACAAAGUGGCCAAACUCUGCAGUAAAAGCUUUAAUUGGACAUGCUGCUGCAUCCUCGGAGACGAGACCACCACGCAGGACUCGGACUGUGCCCAGCCCCCUCCUGUUCCCACCAUUAAAAUCCACCAACUGUCACUGUCAGAGAAAGGAGAGCCUGUCUAG
Messenger RNA from Cheilinus undulatus (humphead wrasse), 1443 nucleotides. It is a transcript of the gene adra1aa, whose product is annotated as adrenoceptor alpha 1Aa. Gene Ontology annotation, molecular function: alpha1-adrenergic receptor activity. Lineage: Eukaryota; Metazoa; Chordata; Actinopteri; Labriformes; Labridae. The record is from RefSeq and is a predicted model, not a curated record. Gene Ontology annotation, cellular component: membrane. The coding region runs from base 1 to 1443 and encodes 480 amino acids. Gene Ontology annotation, biological process: phospholipase C-activating G protein-coupled receptor signaling pathway; adenylate cyclase-activating adrenergic receptor signaling pathway; cell-cell signaling. The transcript is spliced from 2 exons.